AUGAAGAACAAUGAAAACCUGUGUUUCCUGUGGAGUCAUGUGAGACAUCUGAAUCCUAAGGCUAGAAGAGCAACCACUAUCACACAAAAAGAUAGGGAAUUCAUAACAAACCUGGACUAUGACGGUAUAGACUUCCCCGUGAAGAUAAGUGACAUUGAUAAGAUUGAGAGGAAAAACAGUAUCAGCAUAUCUGUGUUUGGUUAUAACGGUAAGAAACAGUUUUAUCCCAUAAGAAAUUCUAAGACCAAAUAUGAGGAUCAUAUGGAACUUCUACUCCUAGGUGACGGUGAAGGUAACAACCAUUAUGUGCUUAUAAAGGAUGUAAAUAGGAUGCUCUUCCGUGUAAGUAAAUAUACACAUAAGAAGCACUUAUGUCUGCACUGUCUUCAUAGUUGUGUGAGUGAAGAGGUACUGGAGAAGCAUAAGGAAACAUGUCUGGAGGUAAAUGGAACUCAGGCGGUAAAGCUUCCCAAGGAAGGUACAAAAAUCAAGUUCAAAAAUCACAGGAACUCAAUGCCUGUACCGUUUGUGAUAUACGCUGAUUUUGAGUCAAUACUAGUACCAGAGGAGAGAAAAGUGGAGUCAGAGAGUGUGGAGGAUAAAAGUAGUACGGACCUUUACCAGACACACAAGGCUUGUAGUUUUGGUCUGAAGACUGUCUGCCACUAUGAUGAUAAGUACUCCGGUGAGUUUAAGAGUUACGUUGGAGAGGAUGCUGCAUUGGUCUUCCUAAAGACUGUAUUGAAAGAGUCCUUCAGAUGUAGAGAGAUGGUCAACAAUAUAUUCAAGAAAAAGAUGGUAAUUACAAGAAACUGCUCAAUAUGUGGUAACGACCUUGGUGAGGAUAGGGUAAGGGAUCAUGACCAUGUAACAGGAAUGUACCGUGGAGCUGCUCAUAAUAUAUGCAACCUGAAGUACAGAAUUACAUGGAAAGUACCUGUGGUCUUCCACAACCUGAGAGGUUACGAUAGUCAUCUGAUUAUGCAGGAAAUUGGUAAGUUCAAGAUGGAUGUUAAUGUGAUCCCAAAUAAUAUGGAAAAAUACAUCUCAUUCUCACUGGGUAAGAAUCUGGUCUUCAUAGACUCUAUACAGUUCAUGGCUUCUUCACUGGAAGCACUGGUGAGUAACCUUUCACCUGAGGACUUCAGGAUAGUAGGUAAGAGGUGGAAGGGUGAGGACUUCAAUCUAGUGACACAAAAAGGAGUCUUUCCAUAUGAGUUCUUGGAUAACAUUAGCAAGCUCGAUACAGAAGGCCUUCCGAGUAGGGACAAGUUCUACUCAUCACUGUAUGAGUCAGAGGUGAAGGAAGAAGAUUACAAGAGAGCUCAAAAAGUAUGGGAUCACUUCAAGAUGAAAACCAUGAGAGACUACCACGACCUCUACUUGGAGACUGACGUUCUUCUACUAGCUGAUGUAUUUGAAAACUUCAGGAGAACAUGUCUGGAAAGUUACGAACUUGACCCCGCACAUUACGUGUCAGCACCUAGCCUAAGUUGGGACGCUUUCCUGAAAAGGUCAAAUGAGGAAAUAGAACUUGUAAGCGAUAUGGACAUGUUUCAGUUCUUCGAGAAGGGUAUGAGGGGUGGUACAAGUUAUAUUGCUCAUAGACACUCAACAGCUAAUAAUAAGUACAUGGAGACGUAUGAUGAGUCGUCUGAGGACAAGUACUUGAUGUACCUCGAUGCUAACAAUUUAUAUGGCUGGGCAAUGUCACAAUCACUUCCUAAUGGAGAGUUUAAGUGGGUUGAGAAUGUCGACGGUAUAAAUCUGGAGGAUUACCUGGAAGACAGCAAAAGAGGUAUGGUUCUAGAGGUUGACCUGGAAUAUCCACAAGAACUUCACGAUCUACAUAACGGUUAUCCCCUAGCACCAGAGAGUGAGGAAAUCAGUGCCUCUAUGUUGUCAGAUUAUGCAAAGAGUAUUGCUGAGAAAUUCCAACUGACAAUUGAAGGAGUAAGAAAACUGGUAACUUCACUUGGUCCCAGGAAGAACUACGUCUUACAUGCACGCAAUCUUAAACUGUACACAGACCUUGGGAUGAAACUCACGAAGGUCCAUAGAGCGGUUACGUUCAAGCAGUCUCCCUGGCUUAAGGACUAUAUAGACUUCAAUACAAAGAAAAGGUCAGUAGCUCGUAACACGUUCGAAAAGAACUUCUUCAAGUUGAUGAACAACUCAAUCUACGGAAAGACUAUGGAGAAUCUUAGGAAAAGGGUUGAUGUGAAAUUAGUGUCCUCCAAAGACGACCUCCUAAAACUGACGGCGUCACAGUGCUUCCAGUCACAUCGAAUCAUGAAUGAGAAUCUUGUAGUGGUAAAGCGAAUGAAAGAAGUUCUAACGCUGAAUAAGCCGUGUUACGUAGGAAUGAGCAUCUUAGACUUAUCUAAGACUUUAAUGUAUGAUUUUCACUACAACACCAUCAAGAAGGAGUACGGUAAUAAUUCAAGGCUACUGUUCACUGAUACUGACAGUCUAAUGUAUGAACUGAAAACAGAUGAUGUCUAUGAGGACUUCAAGAGGAUCGGUGAGGAGCAGGAUUGCUGGAAUAAUUCAGAUUACCCAAAAGAUUCUCCGUACUACUCAACUCACAACAAGAAGGUUAUAGGUAGGUUUAAGGAUGAAGCUGAAGGAGUACCUAUAAUUGAGUUUGUUGGGCUGAGGUCAAAAAUGUAUUCCUAUGUGAAGGAAAACGGUGGAGGUGGAAUGACUGCUAAAGGAGUCAAAAAGUAUGUCAUCAGAAACAAGCUCACUCACGAGAACUUCAAGAAUGUAAUUAAUACGAAAGGUAGGAUGAGACAUAAUAUGAACACAAUCAGAAGCGUAAAGCAUAGAAUUGGAACUUACGAAUUGAAGAAGGUUACUCUGAGUUGCUUCGAUGAUAAAAGGUAUCUUUUGGAAGAUGGAGUUACCAGUUAUGCUUAUGGUAACAAGAAUAUAAAAAAUAGUGACUGAGAAGUUCCCACAGAGUAGAAAGUAAUAAUCCUAAAGGGUAAAUAAGCAGGAAGGGCCCCCUGCCUUGUGUACCCCCAAGGAGGAAAUAAAAGUUGUCGAAGAGGCUUUGGAAUAGGAAGGUUGGACGAUAUUGGGAAAGUGUAGGAUAAUCGUGCUAGAGUCUCAGCUGGACUGGUAAGGUGAUCCCGAAGCUUUGAGAUAAGUUAAAUGAAAAAACAAGAAUAGCAGUUUCACAUUCUAAUUAAAUGGACCAACCGUUAAUUUUAAUAUAAUAAAAAUAUAUAAUAAAAAAUAAAUUUUUACCGAAGAAAAAAACUAGUGGUCUCGCUCAAAAGCUAGUGGUCUCGCUACGCUAGUUGCUAUACUACUAUAUCUGAAUCUUCCAUUACUAAACAAAGGCGGGCCAUUCCAUUUAAUGCAGAAAUGUCUCUUAGUUUAUUUAUUCCAAACGAACUCAAGAAAGCAAGCAGUUAUGUGUAUUUUAUGAAAUUAAUAGUUACGGGAACCACUGAGUAUUUUUAUAAAAUACAAAAGGACAGUAACUACUUUCCGGGAGCAAACACUAAGUAAAACAUUUUGGAAAGGGUGUUAAAUUAAACAUACAGGACUCUAAGUUCAAGCUAGUUUUAAAUUUACUAUACAUUUCAAAGUAUAAAAACAUCUAGAAUCGUUAUGUGUGUGAUGUUAAUCUGACUGUAUAUCCACAUCGGGCAAGCUUGAAAAAUAUGCCUGACCACGGUGGGAAUAGAACCUACGUAAUUGUAUACUGUGCUCUUGCUUUAGCUGGGUGAAAGCUUUGUGUUCUGUUUUAGAAUUUCUUUUAAAACUUUUAGCAUAUGUUACGACAGAUAAGGCAAUAAUAAAGCAUACAAGUAAGACCCAAUAUAUUGCUAAAGUUUGUACCUUAAUACGCGCAGUCAAAUUUAAAUUAACGGAAUUUAUCUGACAAACACUUGGUCUGGAUGUUUGUUUAUAUGAGGGGACAAACGGCUGAGUCAAAUUUGCAACAUUUCCGCUUAUUAAACUUCAUCUUCGCUUCAUAUUUUCUUUAUUAUAUCAAAAGAAUCAUUAUAUCAGUGGAUAACAACAAAGCUUUUACCAGUUGCAUAAAGAUUUGGUAACUUCCAGUUUAUAAUAAUUUGAACUGAAGUUCUAUUAUUUUGUCCGUUGGCGCUGGAUUUUAAAUUUUUCCGGCGUCUUUAUUGUGUUUCCUUGGCAACAAGUAUAUACGUUUGUCGCAGUUAUUUUAUGAACUAUUUUGGAUUUCCUCGCGGGAACUUAUUUCUGGUGACCCUUUACUUCAUUUUGGUUUAUUGUUUGCCUUGUUUCUUCGUUUAGUUCUCGAAUUAUUGAACUUUAG
Paramuricea clavata is the source of this 4312-nucleotide messenger RNA. NCBI's taxonomy places the organism in Eukaryota, Metazoa, Cnidaria, Anthozoa, Malacalcyonacea, Plexauridae. The record is from the annotation of a GenBank genome assembly.